CCCGCGCGUGCAGGUGGGUGUUCAUUAGAAAACAGAGCGCCCUGACGAAACGCACUGAGUGAUUAGUUGACUAAUCCCGCCGCGACUGUUAUCCCGUUCGACAUUUCACGGAUUCCCCAUGAGUAUUCCUCCGGUGAUCCGUGCUCCGAGCCCCGUGCCCGGCUCGCGCGGAGUCUCCUUCCACAUGCAGAUCGGUUUGAGCCGCGAGCCCGUGCUGCUCGACUCCGGAGACUUCAGCCUCGCGCAGGUCCGGGAAAUGGCGUGUUCCAUCGUCGACCAGAAGUUCCCAGAGUGUGGCUUCUAUGGGAUAUAUGACAAGAUCCUACUUUUUCGUCAUGACCCAACCUCCGAGAAUAUCUUGCAGCUGGUCAAGUGUGCCGCUGACAUCAUGGAGGGAGACCUGGUGGAGGUAGUGCUCUCAGCUUCGGCUACAGUAGAGGACUUCCAGAUCAGACCCCACACUCUGUUUGUUCACUCAUACCGGGCUCCAGCCUUCUGUGACCACUGUGGAGAGAUGUUAUGGGGUCUGGUCAGGCAGGGACUCAAGUGUGAAGGUUGUGGACUGAAUUACCACAAGCGUUGCGCUUUCAAGAUUCCAAACAAUUGCAGUGGUAUUCGGAAACGGCGGCUGUCGAACGUGUCCCUCACCGGCCUGUCCAACACUCGUUCGAUUUCUGCUGAACCUUCCCCCAGCCCCUCGGAUGAAGCUUUACUAUCUCCUGUCAGUCCUAGUAUUGAGCAGAAGGACAUGUUCCCUGGAAGAGGGCGCUCCAACUCGUACAUAGGGCGCCCGAUCGAGCUCGACAAGAUCCUGCUGUCCAAAGUCAAGGUGCCUCACACGUUUGUCAUCCACUCCUACACGCGCCCCACCGUCUGUCAGCACUGCAAAAAGCUGCUCAAGGGCCUAUUCCGCCAGGGCCUGCAAUGCAAAGAUUGCAAAUUCAACUGCCACAAACGAUGUGCACCUAAAGUGCCAAACAACUGCCUCGGAGAGGUGUCAAGGAAUGGAGAUCUGUUGAGUCCUGGAGCUGAGUCGGAUGUGUUGAUGGCAGAAGGCUGUGAUGACCAUGAUAGUGAGGGAAACAGUCCCAUCAUAGAUGACAUGGAGGAAUCCCUGGUUGCAGACUCUUCAGCCCUAUUGGAUGUAGGCCACUGUGAACUCGGAGAUUUCCAUGAUCCAGAUCCUGAUGAGUCCAAUAGAAUCAUCAGUCCAUGCACCAGCAACAACAUCCCUCUCAUGCGAGUGGUCCAGUCAGUGAAGCACAUCAAGAGGAAAAACAGCAAUGUCAUGAAGGAGGGAUGGCUUGUGCACUUCACCAGCAAGGACACACUGCGUAAGAGGCAUUACUGGCGACUGGAUAGCAAGUGCAUUACUCUGUUCCAGAAUGAUACAGGAAGCAAAUAUUAUAAGGAAAUCCCCUUAUCUGAGAUCCUGUCCCUGGAGCCUGCUCAGAACUUCAGCUUGCUUCCUGAAGGUGCCAACCCUCACUGCUUUGAGAUUUCCACCGCCACCCUAGUGUAUUAUGUAGGAGAAAACCUGUCUCAGGAAGACUACUCUUUGUUCCACGGCAGCGUGCUGAUCAGCGGAACUGGCAGGGAUGUGGCUCACAUGUGGCAAACCGCCAUCCAGCAUGCCCUCAUGCCUGUUCUUUCCAAGGGCACAGCUCACAGCAGCCGACACAGCUACCACAAAGACGUCUCCAUCAGCAUCUCUGUGUCUAACUGUCAGAUUCAGGAGAAUGUGGACAUUAGCACAGUUUAUCAGAUAUUCCCUGAUGAAGUUCUUGGAUCUGGGCAAUUUGGCAUUGUCUAUGGCGGAAAGCACAGGAAAACAGGGAGAGACAUGGCAAUCAAGAUUAUAGACAAACUGCGCUUCCCGACUAAACAAGAGAGUCAGCUGCGCAAUGAGGUUGCCAUCCUGCAGAACCUUCACCACCCUGGGGUGGUCAACCUGGAGUGCAUGUUUGAGACGCCAGAGCGUGUGUUUGUCGUCAUGGAGAAGCUCCAUGGUGACAUGCUGGAGAUGAUACUGUCUAGUGAGAAAGGGAGGCUGCCAGAACGCAUCACUAAGUUCCUCGUCACACAGAUCCUUGUAGCGCUACGCCAUCUUCACUUCAAGAACAUCGUGCACUGUGACCUUAAACCGGAGAACGUCUUACUAGCAUCUGCUGACUCCUUUCCACAAGUAAAACUAUGUGAUUUUGGCUUUGCUCGGAUCAUUGGCGAGAAGUCUUUCAGGCGCUCAGUGGUGGGUACGCCGGCCUACCUGGCACCUGAGGUGUUGAGGAACAAGGGCUACAACCGCUCACUAGACAUGUGGAGUGUUGGCGUCAUCAUCUACGUCAGCCUCAGUGGAACGUUCCCAUUCAAUGAGGAUGAGGACAUCCAUGACCAAAUCCAAAAUGCUGCCUUCAUGUAUCCACCCAACCCAUGGAAGAAGGUGACUUCAGAAGCAAUUGACCUCAUUAAUAACCUGCUGCAAGUCAAAAUGAGGAAGCGCUACAGUGUGGACAAGUCCCUCAGUCAUCCGUGGCUACAGGACUACCAAAUGUGGCUGGACCUGCGUAAUCUAGAGUGUAAAAUGCAGGAGCGAUACAUCACACACGAGAGUGAUGAUAUGCGCUGGGAGCAUUUCGCUGAGCAAAAUGGCCUGCAGUAUCCCGCCCACCUCAUUAACCCUCAUGCUGAUGUCACUGAGGAGGUGGAGUCUGAAGAGGCCAUAAUGAGCAUGCUCAGCGAUCGAGUCAGUGCGCUGUAGUUUGCUGCCUGUCCCUUUAAGACACAACACAAAUAAAACCAAAUGCACACUUCAGGACAACACAAGUCUAAACACUUAUACUCUGCUGCCAUAUUAACACUUUCAUAUUGUACUUUAUUAUACUUCAGAAUAGUAAUGCAGUUUGCCAGACAUUCAGUGCCUAAUGAGUAUAACUAAAUCG
Messenger RNA from Ictalurus furcatus (blue catfish), 2939 nucleotides. RefSeq names its product protein kinase D1 (gene prkd1). Bases 119 to 2758 code for a protein of 879 amino acids. Gene Ontology annotation, biological process: protein phosphorylation. The transcript is spliced from 19 exons. NCBI's taxonomy places the organism in Eukaryota, Metazoa, Chordata, Actinopteri, Siluriformes, Ictaluridae. The record is from RefSeq and is a predicted model, not a curated record. Gene Ontology annotation, molecular function: protein serine/threonine kinase activity; ATP binding.